AAGAGUGUCAUCUAUCAGUUGAAUAAAAUGUUAAAAUAGAAUUACGUAAAUAUUCACAAAGCCGUUUAAAACUACCAAUUUUACUUGUUUCUUGGUAACAAAUAAUAACAAAGAUGCUACGCAGUGCUUUGGUACCUUGCAAAGAUGCCCUUACGAAUUCAAAUAUAUUACGGAAUCUAACCGGUAGUUUUGGCGUUGUGCAGCUACAAAAAAGAGGUCAAUCUACACAACCUGUUCCAGCUGACAGACCCUAUUCUCCAUUCAAACCAGACAAGAACAAUUUAGGAGAAUAUGCGUUUGCCCGUUUGGAUGAUCUUUUAAAUUGGGGAAGGAAGGGUUCCAUGUGGCCUCUCACCUUUGGUCUUGCAUGUUGUGCUGUUGAGAUGAUGCAUAUGGCUGCUCCUAGAUAUGAUAUGGACAGGUAUGGUGUAGUAUUCAGAGCCUCUCCACGUCAAGCUGAUGUGAUAAUUGUAGCUGGAACUUUGACAAACAAAAUGGCACCAGCUUUGAGAAAGGUAUAUGACCAGAUGCCUGACCCAAGAUGGGUAAUUUCCAUGGGAAGCUGUGCCAAUGGUGGUGGAUAUUACCAUUAUUCAUACUCAGUUGUAAGGGGUUGUGAUAGAAUUAUUCCUGUGGAUAUAUAUGUACCAGGAUGUCCGCCUACAGCUGAAGCCCUUUUGUAUGGAAUUCUACAGUUACAAAAGAAAGUUAAAAGGAUGAAUACUUUGCAAAUGUGGUAUAGAAAAUAAAUAGUUUAAAUCUAAUUAGAAAAUUAAGAUCAAUUUAUAAAAAAAAUACUUCCCUGUAAAUAAUUGUUUCUUGUGAAUUUUGAUUUGAUGUAAUUUAUUAUAAAUUUACAUUAAAGUAUUCAAAUAUGAUUUCCCUGUAUACUUUGUUGGUAAUCCAAUAAAUUUGUAUAGUACAA
Molecule: messenger RNA, 925 nt
Organism: Diabrotica balteata
Lineage: Eukaryota; Metazoa; Arthropoda; Insecta; Coleoptera; Chrysomelidae
Source: the annotation of a GenBank genome assembly